AUGCAUCAUGCAACCCAUAAACCAGAACCACACGCUGAUGUUUUUCAUAUGAAAGCAUCAAAUGUCAAUGUGAAAUUUUUUAAAAAUCCAUUAUUCUGUUCAAGUCUACAAGAAUAUUUAUGGAGAGAGUACACUGUUCAAUGUCGGAUAUCAUAUGAAGUCGAAGUCGAUGACGAAAUCGGGAUACCCAUAGAAUUAUCUGGUGCUGAAACAGCUGUAAAGCAUGCUCGUGAUCAUAUAGAAGCUUUAUUUGAAAUGAUACAAACCAAAGUUUACAAUAAUGAAAUUACAGAUAAAAAAGGUUAG
Molecule: messenger RNA, 306 nt
Organism: Rotaria sp. Silwood1
Lineage: Eukaryota; Metazoa; Rotifera; Eurotatoria; Philodinida; Philodinidae
Source: the annotation of a GenBank genome assembly